UUUAUGUGGAAUUUGUCAAAAAAAAGGACAUAACAGAAACACAUGCCCAAGACAAUUUGGUAUUAAUACAGCAUUUUACGAUGAUGGUCAUAAUAGAAAAAAAUGUCCUUGGGCAAAUAAUCAAGGUAGAAACUUACGAAAUGUAGCUGAAAUCAGAGCUGCAGCAAAAAAAUAUUUUGAAGCACCGUAUUAUCCCAUACGAAUGUGUGGUUGGUGUGGCACCAUUGGUCAUAAUAGAAAAAGUUGUCCUAUUCAUAAAGCUAGAAGAGCUGAGAUAGAUAACGAUCAUAAAAGAGCAUUAAUAAAAGUAAUUGUAUUACCAAAUGUUUGGUUUGACAUCGAAUACAGACCUUAUUACCAACCAUAUCAUAGACCCAGACAAAUCCUAUAUAGGCUAUACAGGCCAAGAAGACAACGUAUACCAAACUACAUAGCUGCUUGCGGAUAUUGUAGUGGUGAAAAUCAUGCUAGAAAUGAUCCGAACGCCCCCUGUUGA
Dentiscutata erythropus is the source of this 496-nucleotide messenger RNA. The record is from the annotation of a GenBank genome assembly. NCBI's taxonomy places the organism in Eukaryota, Fungi, Glomeromycota, Glomeromycetes, Diversisporales, Gigasporaceae.